AUGACCAGCAACCUGACAUCUACGAUGACGCUCAGUAAUUUCGUGCAGGCCGCUAGUCAUCUUCACUUGCUGAAGUCCACCACGGUCAUCGCAGCACUGGGAUUGAUUUCCGCUUCCGCGGUUACGUCACCUGUGAAACACCUACAAAGGGAGUUACCACAGCAUUUCAUCUUCAGUGGGCGCGGUGAUUGUCAAACGAACAUGUCGCUUAACUUCUGCUGGCUGUUCCUACAGCACUACACACUGCUUGGUGGUUGCUAUUCUGCACCACCAGUCCUCACGUUAGGCGGCUCCCCCAUACCUCGUGUGUCCCACACCAAAUUGCUCGGCGUUACCCUUGACGACAAAUUGGAUUUCCACCGCCACAUCUGCGAUGUAGCGUCCAAAGCCAGGCGGACACUGGGCUUCGUUACCCAUCUCUCUCGCGACCUUCCACCAGAGGCAUUCAGAAACCUCUACACUGCCCUCGUCUUGCCCCAGCUGGAGUUUUGCUGUGCCAUCUGGGGCCCACUGCAGCAGUCACGUCAAAAUGCCCUAGCAAGCAUUCAAAGAAGGGCUGCUUUUACGUUCUACCGCCGCAGUGCCCCCAGAAGUAGCCUCCUCAGUUACCGGGAUGUUAGCACCGACUCUCUCCUCCGCAACGCUAACUGGCGGUCGCUACAACAUCGAAGAGACGUUGCCUCCAUCCGGCUGUUUUGUCGUGUUAUGAGUGCGGACGACAUGGACUGCCCCAACAUACCACGUCUCAACAGGCGUCGCGGUCGUCUGCAACCGGUGCUGGCGCGCACUCUCCGCCACAGGAGAACAUGUCUCCUACGAGCCGCUGAACUCUGGUUGGCCCUACCCCCGGAGCUGACCGCAGUGAUUCCUAAGGACAGGGACUCUAUAAAGGAACUUUGUCAAUUGAUAUCCCGGAAAGAUGGCUGGCACCUGUGA
Molecule: messenger RNA, 936 nt
Organism: Ixodes scapularis (black-legged tick)
Lineage: Eukaryota; Metazoa; Arthropoda; Arachnida; Ixodida; Ixodidae
Exons: 2
Coding region: 1-936 (311 amino acids)
Source: RefSeq, a predicted model, not a curated record